Ictalurus furcatus (blue catfish) is the source of this 2910-nucleotide messenger RNA. RefSeq names its product gametogenetin binding protein 2 (gene ggnbp2). The transcript is spliced from 14 exons. NCBI's taxonomy places the organism in Eukaryota, Metazoa, Chordata, Actinopteri, Siluriformes, Ictaluridae. Gene Ontology annotation, cellular component: nucleus; cytoplasm. Bases 164 to 2281 code for a protein of 705 amino acids. The record is from RefSeq and is a predicted model, not a curated record.
CUUUGCGUCAACAUUUACUUCAGGGUGAAACUUUUCACGAGCGUCCUCUGGUUUGCUUGCUGUCCAGAAAAGCUGAGAAGAUGCCAAAUUGUCGUGGAAAUUAGACAACACUUGCAGACUUGUCCUCUGAAGUCAGCGCUCCGUCGACUAGCUAGGAGAAGACAUGGCGCGUCUGGUAGCGGUUUGCAGAGACGGAGAAGAGGACUACCGUUUCCUCGCCAGACAAAUUCCCUUAUACAUUGAUGACUCCCUCACGAUGGUGAUGGAGUUUCCUCACACGGUAUUGCACUUUGACAGUCAUCAGACCAACAGUUCACAAAUUAAGCUGUUUAUUGAGCGUCAUGGCAUGCUGAAGCAGCAGGACCUGAGUAUGGCUCUGAUGGUUAUGUCGCGUGAGGUGUUCAGCGCACUGUCCCAGCUGGUGCCUUGUGUGGGCUGCAGACGCAGCGUCGAGCGCCUCUUCGCUCAGCUCACAGACUCUGGUUACUUCGCCCUGGAGCCGCUGACCGUGGGCUCAGCUGGCGUGCUGUCCGUUGCCAGGGCCUGCCUGGCAGACCCCCGCAAACUCUACACACUCUUCUACGUCCACGGGUCAAAGUUGAACGACGUAAUCGAUUCCAUUCCCAAAAGCAAGAAGAACAAACGCUGUCAAUUGCAUUCUUUAGACACACACAAGCCCAAACCCUUGGGAGGGAGCUGGAUGGAUAUAUGGGAGCUGAUGUCUCAGGAGUGCCGGGACGAGGUGGUUCUGAUCGACAGCGCUUGUUUACUGGAGACGCUGGAGACGUACUUGCGUAAACACAGGUUCUGCACAGACUGUAAAAACAAGGUGCUGAGGGCCUACAACAUCCUUGUGGGUGAGUUGGACUGCAGUAAGGAGAAAGGCUACUCCGCUGCACUCUACGAGGGCCUGCGCUGCUGCCCACACGAGCGCCACAUCCACGUCUGCUGCGAGACCGAUUUCAUCGCACACCUGCUGGGCCGCGCCGAGCCAGAGUUCGCUGGGGGAUACGAGCGCAGAGAGAGGCAUGCUAAGACCAUCGACAUAGCACAGGAGGAAGUCUUGACGUGUCUGGGGAUCCACCUGUAUGAGCGGCUACACCGGAUCUGGCAAAAGUUGCGGGCUGAGGAACAGACAUGGCAGAUACUGUUCUACCUCUGUAUCGACGCACUACGCAAAAACUUUGAGAUGGCAGUAGAAAAGGUGCAGGGAAUCAGCCGGCUGGAGCAACUCUGCGAGGAGCUGUCGGAGGAGGAACGAGCGAAAGAGCUUAAGCAGGAAAAGAAGAGGCAGAAACGCAAGAACAGACGCAAAAACAAGUGUGACUUUGACAUGUCUGAGCAAGAGACCAAGCGGUACAAUGAAAAGACUUUAGGAGAGGGUUUAGAGGAUUCAGUGAACACUGGAUGCAAGUCAUGUGGCAACAUUGAGGAACCUGGAGAAGGUGUGGAGUCUAUUGUUCCUAUCGAGAGCUCCUCCUGCAGCUGUCCUGCCACCACCAUUCUGGGCUCGCCCAAAAGCAAAAACGGUUUGCUAUCUCAUAGUCAUGGCAGCGACUGUGGCUAUUCUUCCAGUAUGGAAGGCAGUGAGACGGGUUCCAGGGAAGGCUCAGACGUGGCCUGCACUGAGGGAAUGUGCAACCAUGAUGAAACAGCCGAGUACUCGUGCAGUCACCACUGCUUAGAGGACAAAGAGGAGGACGGCGUGGAUAGCUGUGUGGAGUGUUGGGCAAACUGUGAAGAGCACGCCAAAGGCAAGAACAAGAAGAAAAAAAGGAAGGGCUGGAGCUUGCUAAGUGCAAAUGAGCAUCAUGCUUCCCAGGCAGACGCAUGUCCAUCAGACAGCAGAGGAGAUCCGAGCGGCUUUCUGAGCGGCUCAGAAAACACCCAUGAUCCCUCUGUCUCGUCUACAUACAACUGCCAGAACAAACAGACGACAUGCCCAAAGCCGUGCUGUGGCUCGUCAUUAAGCGCUGGCCUGCAGCUGCCCGGGGCCAAGCGACAGCUAACAAGUUGCUUGGACCAUCAGACUCCAGAUACCUGCACACGGGGGCACUGUACCACCAAAAGUCUUGUGGAGCUGCUGCAGGAUGAGGCAGAAAUGUCAUUGGACGAAGAGAACUGCCUGACACAGGAUGAGAUCCAGUCGUUUGUAGAGGAGAACAAGUCUUUCUACAGCACACGAGACCAAUACAGGCAGCACCUGAAGGACCGAUUCACCAAAUACUGCCACUCCAGUGUGUGCAGAGGAGAUUGGCUACCUACGACCAGUGUCAAAUAAAUAAAAACACCAAGCACACACACGAUUUUUACAGAUGGGAAAAACGCUCACCCCUGCUGGAGAAGGAAAGAAACGAGUAUGAAAAACGAAUAGGAAUUUUUGGGGUUAAAACCGGAAUGAAUUCUUGAGCUGUGUCUUGUUAAAUUUUAUUUGUUGGGAAUAGUUAAAUUGUCACAUCCACUUCUGUCACAUUUUAUCUUUUCAGUCUCUAUAUCCUUUUUUUUAAUUUCUCCUCUCUCUCUUUCUUUUUUUUCACUUUAAAUUCCUCUCUGGUCUCUUCAUUUCUCUCUCUCACUCAGGUGUAGGUUAUUUGCUGGAAUUACUGAUUCUAGUAGUGGGUAUGUAAGAUCAGAAUGGAAGUAAUAAAAUUGCAGGCUGUCACUGUAGUGAUCCUGGUAGUCUUCUAGUCUUAUUGUUUAACAUGACUCUUUAUUUUCCCAGUUCAUCUCACUGACUGAGACACUUCAUUUUAGUGGAAAAUUGUAGUACCAAUAAAUGUGUACAGAAACGAAAUUAUCUGAAUAUAAAGAUUUUACAGAGAGGGGAACAUCCAUUUAUAAGGAGGCUUGGGUGUACUGUUGAGCGCAUUGUGCAAAGUUGACAUAAUAAAGAAUAUUUAUUAAUAUGCA